ACCCGUAAACGGAGACUGCGCGGCCGUCAAAAGAAUAAAUAAAAAUAGAACGGGCUAAAACCCUAGCAAUCCCCUCGCCGCCGCCGCCGAACGAGGCAGCCAUGAGCGGCGCGGGGGGCACCGCCGACUUCUUCUACCGCGAGGCGCAGCGCCUCGGCUACGUCGCCCGCUCCGCAUUCAAGCUGAUCCAGAUACAGAAGCAGCACAGGCUCAUCGCCCCGGGCGCUGCCGUCCUCGACCUCGGCUGCGCCCCCGGCGCGUGGCUCCAGGUGGCAUGUCAGAACCUGGGUCCGCUCGAGAAGGGCGGCAUUGUCGUCGGUGUUGAUGUUAAGAAGGUGAAGGUCCCCUCUGCACACUGCGAUUCACGGGUCAGGACCUUCUGUGCAGAUGUCAUGACUCUGAUGAAGCGGCAGGCUCGGGCGAUGUCGCCACAGGAACGAGGAUUCUCUGUGAUAUUGUCCGACAUGUGUCCAGCAGUUUCAGGUAUCACAACCAAAGAUGCAGCUAUAUCUUGUGAGUUGGGCAUGCGUGCUCUCUCUUUGGCAUUAGGAAAGAUAAAAGUAAAAGAAUCAGAUUACAGUGCAACUAUAGAGAAGUUUCAGAGCUCCACUGAGCCUGAUCCUGACGAGGAUGGUGUUCUUCGCCGUGGAGGCAGCCUAGUAAUUAAGUUUCUUGAAAACGAGGAUGUACCAGGGUUUGGCAAAUUUUGCAAAGAGAAGUUCAAGAAAGUAUCAUUGUUGAGACCCAAAGCGACUCGAUCUAGCUCGAGGGAGAUAUACAUGGUCUGCGAAGGUUUGCGGUAGAGAGGAGAGCUUGAAAAGGCAAGCGGAAACUCCAUACUAUUCGUUCUCGAACUGAGUUGAUUAGAAGGCAAUUCAGUUGCCUUGAAUUGGAGCAAUUGUUCUAGCUGGUGGCAAUAUUAUACAACUGUUUGAUCUUUCGAGGGCAAUAUACCGCAAGCUUUGGUAUUACUAGUUCUGUUACUUGUGUAAUAACUUUAUGGAACUGUGCUAGUUCAUGCUAGAAAUAGUGUAUCAUCUGUUAUACUAGAAAAUAGAAACAGCAUUAAGUCCUGGUUCUCCAUGAGAGAGAGUAUGAAAUCCUUGCUUUUACUGGUA
Phragmites australis (common reed) is the source of this 1118-nucleotide messenger RNA. RefSeq lists its product as uncharacterized. The coding region runs from base 102 to 803 and encodes 233 amino acids. The transcript has 6 exons. Gene Ontology annotation, biological process: RNA methylation. Gene Ontology annotation, molecular function: rRNA (uridine-2'-O-ribose)-methyltransferase activity. Lineage: Eukaryota; Viridiplantae; Streptophyta; Magnoliopsida; Poales; Poaceae. The record is from RefSeq and is a predicted model, not a curated record.